CUCUCAACGAACAGUACAAAUGGAGGUAACAAAUACCCGUAUAAUUAAACAGGACGCCCAAAACAAGCAAAGUUGCUUUCUCUGUACUUCAAAUGGUUGAGAAGUAAUCUCUCUUCACAAAACCAACACUCACGCUCUCUCUCUCUCUCUCUCCCUCUCUCUCUCAGAGAGCAACACAGAAACAUUUUGACCGCCAUAGCUAUCUCUCUCUCUCUCUAUAUAUUUCUACUCUACCCAUUUGGCCAUUUUGCCCACAUUGGCUUCCUGUUCCCUCUUUUCUCUCUUUCUCACUCGUUUCGCUCUCGAAAUUGCACAGUUCGUUUCAAAACCUUAAUCCAGUUACUGGGUUUUGCUUAAUUAGCACAACCACUCUUUGUUUGAGCUCAGAAUUUUGAGAAAUUAGCUCAGAAUUGAGCUCUGUUUUGGUUCAAUUUGCCGCCCAAUUUCCCAGCAACCCAUGGACCCAACCGGAGCAACCGUACCCGGAUCCAUUUUACCAGGACCCGAGUUCGAGUCCCUCCAAUUCCGAGAAGAAAUCCACCGACUCAUGACCUUGCCACCGGAGAACGCCAGCUCCUUCACGGCGCUUCUAGAACUUCCGCCGACCCAAGCCAUGGAGCUCCUCCACCUAUCGCCGGAGGCCAACUCUACUCCGACUCCGGCAGCCAUCUCCGGCGAGGCGCGCGUCCAACACCCUUUCAAUUCCAGCCUCAGGUUCCCUACAAAACCCGCCUUAAUCGAACGCGCCGCCAAGUUCUCGAUCUUUGCCGGAGAGGGCUCGCCGGAGACAAGCUCCAUCCCGUCCAACUCCGGCGCGGAUUUAGAGAAGGUGAAGACCGAGCCGGUCGAGACUGAUUCGAACCCGAACUUAUCCCAGCUGACGCUUGACGCAACCAAGAACAACCAGAGGUCCUCGGCGAAGAGAAAGGAGCGAGAGAAGAAGGUUAAGGUCUCGACGAAGAAGAGCAAGAGCGAAAUCAAAGAAGACGCCGACAAGGUUCCCUAUGUUCAUGUUCGUGCUCGGCGUGGUCAAGCCACAGACAACCAUAGCUUAGCAGAGCGAGCGAGGAGAGAGAAGAUUAAUGCGAGGAUGAAGCUGCUGCAGGAGCUGGUCCCAGGAUGCAACAAGAUUUCAGGCACGGCACUGGUUCUGGAUGAAAUCAUCAAUCACGUGCAGUCCCUACAACGUCAAGUUGAGUUCUUAUCAAUGAGACUUGCGGCAGUCAACCCAAGAAUUGAUUUCAACCUUGAUAGUAUAUUGGCUGCUGAAAGUGGAUCUCUAAUGGAAGCUAACUUCGCCAAUAUGGUUACACCUCUGAUGUGGCCAGAAGUCCAAAUCAAUGGAAACAGACAACCGUAUCAUCAGCAAUGGCACUUUGAUACUCAUCAGCCUGGUUGGGGGAGGGAAGAAGAAACUCAUACUUUCAUUACUCCAGAGAUCUCCCUUAUCAGUUGUGAUUCUUCAGCAAAUUCAGCAACUCUGCAGACAAGUCAUUUGAAGAUGGAGAUGUGAAGACGACGUAAUUAAGUUCUGCUGGUAGAAGUGUAUAUAUCAAGUAUAGUGUUUUAGCAGUUAGCAGGAAGGAGAGGAAAUGCCUCGGUAUUCAUGGCGCGUUUCUUUGGUCUCUAUUUUUCAGGGUCAGUUAUGAAUCCUGAUUUCCCUCUGUCUAGAGAGGGAAAUGGGUUUAUGUUAUCCUUAUGAAAUAUAUAUAUAUACUAACUUUGAGGGUCAUUCAAUCUAAUACUUAUUUUUUGAACUGUUUGAUUGGUUCCUAUUGUAAAAUCAUUGAAUGAACCAUUGCUUAACAACUGUUAUUGGAAGACUUCUUUGUUCA
Prunus avium (sweet cherry) is the source of this 1835-nucleotide messenger RNA. RefSeq names its product transcription factor bHLH48. Gene Ontology annotation, cellular component: nucleus. Lineage: Eukaryota; Viridiplantae; Streptophyta; Magnoliopsida; Rosales; Rosaceae. Gene Ontology annotation, biological process: regulation of DNA-templated transcription. Gene Ontology annotation, molecular function: DNA-binding transcription factor activity; protein dimerization activity. The record is from RefSeq and is a predicted model, not a curated record.